Lactuca saligna is the source of this 1074-nucleotide messenger RNA. NCBI's taxonomy places the organism in Eukaryota, Viridiplantae, Streptophyta, Magnoliopsida, Asterales, Asteraceae. The record is from the annotation of a GenBank genome assembly.
AUGGAGCAGCCAACUGAAUCUAAAAUGGAAACCUAUCUCCAAACCAGAUUGGAUAUUCACGAUGUGAAAAUUGAAGCUCUAGCUAAACAGAUGAAUAGUCUCGCUCAAUCUAUUCACGCCAUGGAGGAUCUCAUCAACGAGCUUCCUAAAUUUAUUGAGAAGAGGAUUCUCGAAUUUCAGAAGCCAGGAGGGAAACCAUACUUACCUAACCCCGAAGUAGAAACACCGCUUUUCAAAGGACCCAACAAUAUCACUGGCGUUUUCAACGAAGCACCUAUCUCCACUGCCGACCCUAGAGAUUGGAUCAAUAGGGUCGAACUCUUCCAGGAAGGAAACAUGGAGGAUUACAUUGAGAAAUUCAAAGCUUUAUCGGCCCUAAUUCCAAAUCAAUCCGAGGAACAAGCGCUUGAUAUGUUUUUACAUGGCCUUCAGCCAGACAUCAAUCGCUGGCUGCAUUUCCUUUGUCCGGAGACAUGCGACAGAGCUAUGGAGACACUCAAAACAAUAAAUCCCAUUCAUCAAGUUCCAGCUAUAGUUGAUGGACGCUUCAAGCUGUUUAAGAGCUAUUUUUUGAAGCAGCAAUGGUACUAUGAAGGAGCACCGGUACCUGAGGUUCAAUCGCCAGGUAGACUUGGGCCAGAACUACCAGGUGGAUGUAGGUGGGAGUAUAUUCCUUCAGCAGAUUCUGGACAAAGCGGCAUCAUCAACAAAGGAUGGGGUGGUCUUGGUAUCUGUAAUAACAGAGCCAAAGGAUUUGUAUACUCGUUGGACAACAUCCCUCAUGACUGGCUUUUCUUGCAAUGUGCAUCUGUGGUACACCACGGGGGUGCUGGAACUACAGCUGCUGGACUAAAAGCUGCGGUGCAACGGUUAUCCGAGAUGUUGAAAACCAAUCUGGACAGAGGAGUACAAAGACAUGAAGAUGAAUUUAGAAACAGGGGAAAUGCCUUUGGAUCUAACACUUAUCCUGUGAAAAAAGGAAGAAGCUUCUUUGUAUGCUAUAUCUCUACAACAACUAUUUCUUCUUCGCUUUUAUUUACAACUGCAGCUAACCACGGGUAUUUUAAUGAGUAA